AUGGAGGUGAAUGCUGUCAGCCGCUACGCCCAGGCAACUAACCUUAACUACAGGGCCCUGUGGCAGUUCAGAAACAUGAUCCUCUGCACUAUGCCUGAUAGCUGGCCCAUCCUUGACUAUGCGGACUACGGCUGCUACUGUGGCAAGGGAGGCUCUGGUACCCCUGUGGACGAACUGGACAGGUGCUGUGAGGUCCAUGACCGGUGCUACUCUGAUGCCAUGCAGCAUGAUGAAUGUUGGCCCAUCAUUGACAACCCUUACACUGAAUCCUGUGCCUACGACUGUGACGAGAACCUCAGAAAGGUCACUUGCAAGAGCAACAAUGACGCCUGUGAGAUGUUCAUCUGCGAGUGUGACAGGAAGGCUGCGGACUGUUUCGCCAGGAGCCCCUGGAACCCUGAGCACGAGCACUUUCCCAGUAGCAGUUGCCAGUAAGGUUCACAGAGGAACCUGCUUUUUCUGUAUAGACUCAGAAUCACCACACAACAUUGUUCAGAUAGUUAUUUCAGUGCAAUGUAUGACUUGUUGAAUUGCUUUCCCCAUCUCACAUUUUCAAGUCGUGACUCAUGCAAUGCAUUUUGAGUUGAAUCUAUCUGUUUGUCACCGGUUGAUGUUCACUGUCUCGUUUCCUAUAUCUGGUUGUGACCUACAUGCCAGUCACUCUAUGAAUCACAUCCAGUUUUACUCUGGGAUUUAUUUAUCUUUUAGACGGUGUGGAAGAUAAACUGAGUAACA
Molecule: messenger RNA, 735 nt
Organism: Salvelinus fontinalis (brook trout)
Lineage: Eukaryota; Metazoa; Chordata; Actinopteri; Salmoniformes; Salmonidae
Product: phospholipase A2, minor isoenzyme-like
Exons: 4
Coding region: 1-435 (144 amino acids)
Biological process (GO): lipid catabolic process; arachidonate secretion; phospholipid metabolic process
Molecular function (GO): calcium ion binding; phospholipid binding
Source: RefSeq, a predicted model, not a curated record